Molecule: messenger RNA, 255 nt
Organism: Diplodia corticola
Lineage: Eukaryota; Fungi; Ascomycota; Dothideomycetes; Botryosphaeriales; Botryosphaeriaceae
Product: glutamine amidotransferase type 1
Exons: 2
Coding region: 1-255 (84 amino acids)
Source: RefSeq, a predicted model, not a curated record
AUGGGCAUUUGGAUCAUUCUCGGUCUCAUUUUCUUCCUGCCGCUGGUCAUGUUCAUUGCCUGGAUGGCCUUGUCUUCCUGCCUUGGGGACAGCUUGCGAGCCACCAUCGCCGGUGCAUCAAUGAAUCCGCGCCAGGCCUCCUUUGGCCGCAGCUACGCCAGAGGUCUUGGCUCUGGCACCGGCCAAGCUGGCUGGGAACAGAUCGAGAUGGAGGAAAUGCUCGACCACGUCGAAGACUCCGAUGGGGAACCCUAA